AUGAGGCAAUAUCAGACGCUGGUGGUGAUAUUUUUAUUGUCGUGGACCUUAUCCAUCCUGAGCAGUCCCAUCCAUUCAGAUCAAGCAGAAGGGCUUCCAUUAUUAAUCGAAUUCCCACCCGAGGACCUCGAGUUUGGAAGGAUGGCAAAUGUGAAGCGACAACUGAAAGGUAAGGGAUGCCCUGGGGGCCUGGAAUCAUCCGCUUCAGCCUUUGCAGAGCCCUCGAAUACACGAAAACUGAACGCCAUGAGUAUGAUGCGAGCCCUGAUCAACUUGCGGCGAUAUUAAACAUUCCACACUCACAACGAUCUCAUCUCGCCGUCAUAUAUCUCAUGUGGAUACCUAAGGUUGUAUAAUAUAUUUUUUCGCGUAAUAAAUCAAUUUGUAAAUACCGUAUGUCACGAGAAGUUUUGUCCUAUGGAUAAAUUAACGAUGACGAAGAUGGAGCGAGAUACGCAGAAAUUCACGGUCGAUUUGGCAAAUUGCAAACCUCACAAUUUUCGGGAGCCGUUCCAACUUUUUUUGGUUUAAAAAUUAUUUUUGGAACUGUUUUGGCGUUCAACUUUCGUUUUUGGCAUUCUGUUGCAAGUAAAAUAAAUCGAAUAAUUUUCGCAAGAAAAGGUAAUUUAUUCUCACACUACUUGUACUGUCCAGUACUGGAUUCAUUUUACUCGUGUGAAAGUUUAAACACUUUUCUAACUAUUUAUCGAUUCAAUUUUAUAUUGUUUUGUUUUUUGAACCUCCCAAGGAGAAAUGUUGUCUAUGAUGGGACUUUAAAAAAGCAGAUUAUGUCAUAGUCACAUAUCCGUCCUCAUCCCGUGUUCCAAGUAUAUUAAUAUCAUCAUUUAUUCAUUCGUGCAUGCAAAUCUGGGACAUUUUAAUUAAUUUAAGCCCAGAAGAUGGUAUGCGUUCCUUGCUUCAUUCUGCCCGUUCUGGUGAUAAUCUACGUUCGUUUCAUCCAGCCGCUGAUUCUCAAAUUCGUCCCGAAUGCGUGGAAAACGAAGCUGGAUUCCUGGCUAUAUCCGACUUGUCCAUUGGAUCUAAAAAAGAAUAAAAAGACCAAGCCUGAAGGAGAAUGUUGUUCAACUGAGGCUUCCGAAGAAAAGGAGGCAACUCACACGAACGAAGAAACAAAGAAGAACGAGUAA
Bursaphelenchus xylophilus (pine wood nematode) is the source of this 1148-nucleotide messenger RNA. NCBI's taxonomy places the organism in Eukaryota, Metazoa, Nematoda, Chromadorea, Rhabditida, Aphelenchoididae. The record is from the annotation of a GenBank genome assembly.